This is a messenger RNA of Fusarium proliferatum ET1, 1503 nucleotides long. RefSeq lists its product as uncharacterized. The record is from RefSeq and is a predicted model, not a curated record. Gene Ontology annotation, cellular component: alpha DNA polymerase:primase complex. Lineage: Eukaryota; Fungi; Ascomycota; Sordariomycetes; Hypocreales; Nectriaceae. The transcript has 4 exons. Gene Ontology annotation, biological process: DNA replication, synthesis of primer. The coding region runs from base 1 to 1503 and encodes 500 amino acids.
AUGUUGCGGCAAGACUUUAACCGAAUUGAUCCCAAGAGGCGAAAUGUCGUUGACCAUCGCAAGAAGCAAUUCGCGGCGCCUACAUACAAAGAUCUCGACUAUCCCCAUCGUCUCAACUUUUACACAGAUCCUCCCACUGCUGAUAUCACCCUCGAGCAGUUUGAGCAAUGGGCCAUCGACAGACUUCGAGUUCUCGCUGAACUCGAAGCAUGCUCGUUCCGCAACAAGACUCCUGCCGAGACUGCAACACACAUGAAGCCCAUCCUCAAGAAGCACCUCCACCUCGAGGCCAACAGCUCAGGCUCCAAGAAGAUCUUUGAGCAACGCCAAAAAGACCACUACAGCCAUUUCAUCCUCCGACUUGCGUUCUCGUCUACUGAAGAUCUGCGCCGUCGCUUCACACGUGUCGAGACGAUGCUUUUCCGCCUGCGACUCAAUGAUGACGAUCUCGCCGAGCGAUCUGCCUUUGUCAAGACUCUUGGCCUAGACUGGUGUGAAGACGUAACAGAUGAGGAUAGGAGGGAGUAUGCUGCGGAGCUGGCUGCCUUUGCUAGCAACCGAAAGAGCGAGAAUGACGAUGAUACAUGGUUCAAGGUAGACUGGGAACGGGUUCCCGAGCUAAUUGAGAGCCGAAGAGUGUUUUUGAAGGCCGGAAAGGCGUUUGUACCGGGCCGAGAACAGGCUGGUAUGGUGGUUUCGGAGUUCAGCUCGCGACUGGAGCGACAACUUGAGUUGACUGCCCGUGCUCUUCCUCGACUUGACGAGGACGACCGGCUCACACCAAUCCUCAACCAUCUUUCCAAGAACUUCAUCACCCCCGACGCAUCCUACAUGUCCAGCACCGCCGCUGUGCCCGGCGCCGAGAUCAGCGCUGCCAACAUCGACAACUUAUCACAACACUUCCCAGCCUGCAUGUCUCACCUGCACCGCUCACUACGCCGAGACGCUCAUCUCAAACACUAUGGUCGACUACAGUACUCUCUCUUUCUCAAGGGGAUUGGCCUCAACCUGGAGGAGUGUCUUGUGUUCUGGAGAAAGAGCUUCCACAAGAUCACAGAUGAUAAGUUCAACAAGGAGUACCGAUAUAAUAUUCGUCACGUUUAUGGUGAUGUCGGUGGUGAUUCCAACCGAAGAGGUGGUGGUUACAGUCCAUUCAGUUGUCAGAAGAUCCUCACCGAGCAUCCUCCUGGCCCUGGUGAGGCCCACGGAUGCCCAUAUCGGCAUUUCAACAUGGAGAACCUCUCAGCACUUGUUCAAGCUAUGGGUGUUAAUGAUCGCUCUGUUGUUCAGGGCGUUAAAGAGGAUAAGGAUAAGCAAAAGUUCCACAUGGCGUGCAAUCGUGUAUUUGAGCAUCUGCACAAGCAAGAGAUCAAGAAGGCCAAGGAUGAGGGUGUCAUGACACAACAACAGCUCGAGACCAUUGUCCACCCCAACGAGUACUUCAAGCGCAGUUUCCUGCUGAAGAAUCUCGGAAGGGAGACGGAUGUUAAAAUGGAGGGCUGA